Messenger RNA from Bombyx mori (domestic silkworm), 5629 nucleotides. RefSeq names its product histone-lysine N-methyltransferase, H3 lysine-79 specific. The record is from RefSeq and is a predicted model, not a curated record. The transcript has 10 exons. Lineage: Eukaryota; Metazoa; Arthropoda; Insecta; Lepidoptera; Bombycidae. The coding region runs from base 204 to 2093 and encodes 629 amino acids.
UGUCAUAACAAUGAUAACAAAACAAAUUCAAACUUAUUCAUAACGACUUUUUAUUUUUUAUAGUUACCGAAUGAUUAAAACUUAAAAUUUAUUAAAUAUUUUUACUACAUAUAGGAACAAUAACAUUACAGGGAAACCAUUGAAAUAUGUAAUAUCGAAAGUGGAAAAGAUAAAUACCUAUCAUAAAGAAGCAUAACAUAAAAAUGCUAUCAGCUAUCGACCUGGACAAGUUAAUCGCAACCAAAAAACAAGAAAUACAGAAAGAAAAAUCAAUAUUAGGACUGAGUUGUUCGCAUGUAGUUUCAAAGUCUGAAGACACCAAAGAAAAUGCUAAUAAUGAUACUAGCCAGGAAAAAUUGAAGGUUGAAAAUAGUGUUGCGUGUGAUAGAGAUGACUCUAUCGAAGACAAGAAAGAAAGAGAAAACAAGACUUUGUAUGAAUUGGAAGAACAUAUACCUCCGGACUUAGAAAGAUAUAUUCGGCGUUACCUCGGUCUACCGGUGAUGCUAAAAGCCGGCGAGUACUCCCCAAAUAAUCCUCUGAUCCGGGCCGAGAGGCACACCGGGGACGCCCUGCUCGGCCUCGGCGAGUACGAGCGUCGGAGGAACACGCUCCGGAAGAUACGCCAGCAGCAGUACCGGGAAUAUCUCGAUGAGCAAGCCAAAAAGAAAAAAGAAGCCAAAGAGCAAGCGGAAAGGGAACGCCGUGAGCGAGAGGAGAAAGACAGAGCGCGAGAAGAGAAAGAAAGACUGCGACUAGAGAUAGAGAGGGAGAACAGCCCUAAACGUAGAGCGAGCGUUAAUGCCAUCCCCAAAAAUGUUAAUUGUAAUAAGAGGGCGGAGGUCGGGGCUGCGGAGCCGUUAUCGGUGGCCGUGCAGACCGACAGCGCGGAGCUGUGUCGGCUUUCGGGAUGUCAGCUGACGGAGGCAGAGAGGGAGCUGUCCCCCCGCACGGCGCGCGGCCCCGCCCCCCGCGCGUCCCCCUGGCCCGCCCCCCCCAGCCCUGGGGACUGUGACGAGGAGUGCGUGAAAUCGAACCGCGCUGAACGAGCCCCCGGACAGCACCGCACGCCGUCCAUACUCGACGCGGACGCGAUACAGCUGAGGAACGCGCAAGCCGAGAAGGAAGCGGAGGCGCGUCGGCAGCGCUACCGGCUGGAGCUGAAGCGUCAGAUACAAGAGCAGCAGAGGAUCAAAGAAGAGAGGAAAAACAGAGAAAAGUUGUUGGAGCAAGCCGAGCUGCGUCGUCUGGAGGAGCAGCUGCGCGCGCUGCGGGCCGCCGCCGCCGCAAAACAGAACACCGAUGAAUAUCACAGGAAAAUAACAGAUCUACAGAACGACAUAGAUAUAGAGAAGCAUAAUCUGUUCGUCGCUAGAACGAGAACGGACACGAAAAGAAACGCUGUCACAUCUAGAAGCGAUCCGCCAACUAGAUCUGUGUGUCCCGCGGAUAGGAAGCCCUACUCUACUAAUAUACCGGCGAAUUCGAUUUUCUCACCAGACUACGACGUGGACGCUUACCUGAGGCGUAAUUUGAAUUUUAACGACAAUUUCAGUCGAGGAUCUCCCAAAGAACCCACUGUUGACUACGGGCAGGCGAUCAGAGAGGUCGCCGAAUUCGAUACGAAUCGAAAAUCGAAUCGCUACAAUAUCGAUUUCGCGUCAACAUCGAAUAAGAGUAAGAUCGAUUUGAAUCGCAUCCACCACGAAAACGCGAGAGAUCCUCAAGAGAUAUUAAUACACAAGAACACGUCAUAUAAAAAGCAAACGCAACACAACAAAACCGAUAAUGGUUCGAGUAUCGAUUUACCGAUACCGGUUUUGAGGCACGUCCCUAAGAGUUACGAUUCAAACGAGAGCAACAACAAUUUGAGCGAUGCCAUGAAGAAAGUUGAAGCUAAAUGGCAAGUGCCUGUCUCGCAGACUAAUGUACUGAAGUCCUUGUCGAAGGGUGAUGGGAGGAAUAUCAGCAUCCUGACGCAGCUGGGCUCCAUCAGGCGUCAGCUUCAGCUCGAACAGAUGAAGCUAGACGGGAUGCUGAACAAAGAAGACGCUAUGAAUACAUUCGCAAGGAAAAUAUCCAACGGGAAUUGAUUUUCUACUGUGCGUUCUACACGCGCGAUUAUAAUAACGAAAUCAUAAUUUACUGGUGGUAGGACCUCUUGUGAGUCCGCGCGGGUAGGUACCACGGCCCCGCCUAUUUCUGCCGUGAAGCAGUAAUGCGAUUCGGUUUGAAAGGCGGGGCAGCCGUUGUAACUAUACUUGAGACCUUAGAACUUUAUCUCAAGGUGGGUGGCGCAUUUACGUCGUAGAUGUCUACGGGCUCCAGUAACCACUUAAAACUAGCUGGGCGGUGAGCUCGUCUACCCAACUAAGCAUUAAAAAAAAGUUAUAUAUUAACUUCGUUACAUUCGAAAUUUCCAAUCGAAGUAAUGACACCCUGGAAUUAGACUGAUUAUUUUUAAUUAUAACACAAAAUAGAUAAAAUUCACUUAGCAUCGAGCUGAUAAAAUGAAUAUAUAUUUGGCUUUAGAGCGUUGAGAUUUGGUAAAAUGAAGCCGUUAAAUACACGAAAGGUAAAAAAAAGGUUAAAAAAGAACAAAAUAUGACGAAUGUACUUCCGAGCUUUGCUUCUACGCGAAUAAAGGCGAAAGCAAUAUUAUUGGUGCAUAAUAAUAGUUCUAUUAUAGAGUAUAUAGCGUAUAAAAUAUAAAAUCGAUUUUAUUUUCAAAUCGAUUAUAUUUUAGAAUCGAUUAAUAAUUCAAUUUGCCCGGCUAAUUUGAAUGUUAGCUUCUUUUUUUUUUUAAUUCACAUUCUAUUAUUGUGACGUCACAAAACGUCACAGAAUCUCUUUAGAAGUGGCCGUAAUUAAUAUUAUUAUUGUAUUCGUCAAGUCUCUUUAUGAAUGUUGGACGACCUUUGUGUUAUUCUACAAGUCAAUUAAUACAAACAUAUUUACAGGCGACUUUUGUAGUAUAGUUACUGUAUGCGCGCGAGUUCAUGUCGAUCGGGUCCAGAGGCGACGCGCGGGGGGCAGCUCGCCCCACCUUCGCCCGCCUCCCCGCAUUCGCCUGACGUCGAGUGUUGUUCUGACGGUUGUGACGCGCGAUUAUCGAUAUCAUAAUUUAAGCUAUAGCUAUUGUGUUAUUUAACCAUGACUACUCCGCUUCCAACAAGUUCAGAUAGAAAAAAACCUACUGAAAAAAGAUACAUACUGAUUCCGACUCUGAUCUAUUGGUUGUCUUUUCAUUUGAUAGUGAUUGAAUUGGAAUUUAAAAAAUAUUUUUCUCUAUUAGAAAUAAACAAGUAAUGACUUAUCACAUUUAUUUUAUCUCAUAAAUUGCAAAAUUACCUUAAGUUACAUUAAACCAAAUUGACAGCUGUUGACUAAAUCGGUAGUUAUUAUCGACAUUACCAUAAUUAACUAGGUCACAGCACUACCGCAUUCCUCAGGAUGGACAUGAACUAGCGCGCCUACAGUACUAUGUUUGAAUUAAAACAAAAGCCACUUAUUUAAGAGGGUAACGCCUUAAAUGUAGUACACUACUUAUAAUGUAGUAUUCAAAAUUAGUAUUUUAAUUAAUUAAAUAAAUUUUUGCAUUACCUCUACCUAAUAUACUGGAUGUUAAGAGACCUUUUCCGAAAAAGAUAAAAGACGAUAUUACUAAUGACACCUUUGAUGAUGGAGUUAUUUAGACAAAUGUUGUCAAUAAGUAUUUGUGAGAUCGCGCGUUCGUUGACCCGAGCAUCAGGUGUUUUUGAUUUUGUGUUUCAUUGCUGGUUUUUUUUUAGUAAGGUAAUGUUUUUUUGUUAUGAAUCUAUUGUUUCAUUUAGCUGUACUAACAUGUUGGAAUGUAGAGAAUGCUAAUAAAACGUUAAUUUUUUUUAAAAUCAGAAUCUUAUUUAUUUAUGUACACACAAAAAAGAAGACAUAGUACAGAGAUAUAGGAAAAUUAUGUACAAAGGCGCUGCUUAUUUCUUUAAGAAAUCUCUUCCAGCAGACCUGCGAGAGGAUUAUGAGAAUAAUAAUUAAAAGUGAUGAGCGUGUGUAGAACAGCUAAAAUAACAAAUACAACAUGAGAAUUGUUGUAAUGCACAUACACAUAGCAAAUAUUGUUAAACUUGAAUACAAAAUAUUAUAAGUAACACAGUAUAUACGAAGAGUAUUUUUUUUUCCGUCCCAUCAUCAAAGGCGUCAUUAGUACUAUCGACUGUCUUCGUUUUCGGAGGCUGUCUCCUAACACCCAGUACUUACAGACUUUGUUCGCAAGGACAUUUCAUAAGCUUAUUUUCAAUUUUCAUCCACGUUCAUAAAGUAUCUUUUGUUACGAGUCUGUUAAAUACUAUAAUAAUAUUCUAUACUAAGAUAAUUGUAAUUUUGAAAACCAUAGUUUUUUUGGUGUGCAAACAAAUGUAUCUUUUUCAAACAGCAGUGCCAAAAAAAUUAAUCUGUUUCCGAUUAAUUAUAUUAAUGCAUUCAAAUUUAUUAAUGACAUUAUUAAUAUUUUUUAUUUAUAUUUAUAUAUUAUCAUAAAUAAUUUUGUUUCGUUUUGAAUUCAAUAUUAAAAUUGUAAUCUAGCUUUUAUAAUAAAUUUUUAUUAAUGAGAAUAUUUUGCGUCCUUAAACUUAUUCUGAAGUUAUUUUAAGCGCACAUUAUUUAUAUAAUAUCAAAGACUGUAAAUGUUUAGAUGAAAGUGAGAUUAGAACUUAAGAUAUACUUAUUUUGUUUAUAGCAUUGUUUAUAUAUAUAUGUAAUAAUAAGUACAUUGUUAUCUGAUGAAAAUGUUAUUAAUGAUAAUAAUUUUAGUUCCGUUACAAGUUAACUUAAUUUUUAUUGGUCCGCUGCGUACAAGUUCGCGGCUCGUCCGAUUAUAAGUGGCUAUCGGAGCUAAUAGACAUUUCAAUGACAACCCUUGAGGCAUGAGCUCUAGGCGUCAUUAUCGUACCGCACUUAACGUUACGUGAAUAUGUGCUUAAUGUUCAGGAGUGCUAACGGCUGUCAAUAUACCUUGUUUUGGUGACGGUACACCGUUUUUUUCUCUAUCAGGGUGAGCGAAUAUAAAUCCAGUUUAUUUUGUCUAACAAAUGUAGGUAGGUACUAUAUCUCAUCGGGCAGAGAUAUAGCACACUUACCUGUUUUGUUAAAAAUCGCAAUAUAUUAUUCAGUAUAAUGUAAGAAAUUCUUGGAUUUGUAUUCUAUUGUCUAAUGAGCCUGCUUUAUCCCGGCUGCAUAUUGUCAGAAAUAUCUCUUAUCUAUUCUCCACGUAACACUGGCGUUAUUGGUGUUAUAAACUUUUCAGAUAUACCUCAAUAUGUGCGGCACAAUAAUGUUCGUAAAUAGGCAGGGCGUUGCUGACGUCCAUGGACCGCUGUGGUGUGCAUUGUCGGGAUUGUCUAGGGAGGGUGAUAGCCGGAGACGGCUUCUUAGUCUCAUUAUUAUGUUAACUCGUAAUGGAAUUGAAUGAAAUUUGUUUUCGUUAAAAUGGAGAUUGCAUGCGAUUAUAUAAUAAGCUAUUUAUUAUUUUAUAAGAACACGUCGAAUUUGUUAAGAGCACGUUUUUUGUUUUUUUUUUUAAAUUCAAUAGUUACGUAAUGUUUUUUAUUCAUAAAUAAAUAAUGGCUAUUUAUAA